Molecule: messenger RNA, 6619 nt
Organism: Megalops cyprinoides (Indo-Pacific tarpon)
Lineage: Eukaryota; Metazoa; Chordata; Actinopteri; Elopiformes; Megalopidae
Gene: cacna1bb
Product: calcium channel, voltage-dependent, N type, alpha 1B subunit, b
Exons: 46
Coding region: 56-6547 (2163 amino acids)
Biological process (GO): chemical synaptic transmission; calcium ion import across plasma membrane
Cellular component (GO): neuronal cell body; membrane; voltage-gated calcium channel complex
Molecular function (GO): high voltage-gated calcium channel activity
Source: RefSeq, a predicted model, not a curated record
GCCACUCAAGCUGGUGUCAGGGAUUCCCAGUCUCCAGGUGGUGCUGAAGUCCAUCAUGAAGGCCAUGGUACCACUGCUCCAGAUCGGCCUGUUGCUCUUCUUUGCCAUUGUCAUGUUUGCCAUUAUCGGCGUUGAGUUCUACAUGGGCAAGUUCCAUCAGACCUGCUUCAAGCAUGACAGUGAUGAGCAAGUUGCCGAGUACCCCUGCGGCCUGGAGGCUCCUGCUCGGACCUGCCCCAACGGCACUGAGUGCCGUGAGUACUGGAUUGGCCCGAACUUCGGCAUCACCAACUUUGACAACAUCCUGUUCGCAGUGCUAACCGUCUUCCAGUGCAUCACAAUGGAGGGCUGGGUGGAGAUACUCUACAACGCUAAUGAUGCCUCAGGGAACACCUGGAACUGGCUGUACUUCAUCCCCCUCAUCAUCAUCGGCUCCUUCUUUAUGCUCAACCUGGUGCUGGGAGUCUUAUCAGGGGAGUUUGCCAAGGAGCGAGAACGGGUGGAGAAGCGCCAGGAGUUUCUGAAGCUGCGGCGACAGCAGCAGAUUGAGAGGGAGCUCACGGGCUACCUGGAGUGGAUAUGCAAAGCAGAGGAAGUCCUGCUAGCUGAAGAGGACAAGAUCGCCGAGGACAAAUCCCCGCUGGAUGGUGCGUGGUACAAGAGGAAACAGAACAACCCAGUGCUGAAGAGAGCCAAGACCAAAAAGAGCAAGAAUGACCUCAUCAAUGCCGAGGAAGGAGAGGACCACUUCACAGACAUCUCCUCUGUAGCGCCCCCAGGGUCUCCCUUUGCCCGUGCCAGCCUGAAGAGCAGCAAGAACGAUAGCUCCUCCUACUUCCGCCGCAAGGAGAAGAGGCUCCGUUUCUUCAUUCGCCGCAUGGUCAAAGCGCAGAGCUUCUAUUGGAUCGUGCUGUUCCUGGUGGGGCUCAACACGCUGUGCGUGGCCAUCGUCCACUACGACCAGCCCGAGUGGCUCACCCAGGCCCUGUACUUGGCAGAGUUUGUGUUCCUGGGCCUCUUCCUGACAGAGAUGAGUCUGAAGAUGUACGGCCUGGGACCCAGGAACUACUUCCACUCCUCAUUCAACUGCUUUGACUUUGGGGUGAUUGUGGGAAGCAUUUUCGAGGUGGUGUGGGCAGUGGUCAAGCCAGGGGCCUCGUUCGGCAUCAGUGUCCUAAGAGCUCUCCGCCUGCUCAGGAUCUUCAAAGUCACAAAGUAUUGGAACUCUCUGAAGAACCUGGUGGUCUCUCUGCUCAAUUCCAUGAAGUCUAUCAUCAGCUUGCUCUUCUUGCUCUUCCUCUUCAUCGUGGUGUUCGCUCUGCUGGGCAUGCAGCUCUUCGGAGGACAGUUUAACUUCGAUGAGGAGACUCCCACGACAAACUUCAACAACUUCCCUGCUGCCAUUCUCACCGUUUUCCAGAUUCUGACAGGAGAGGACUGGAAUGCAGUGAUGUAUCAUGGGAUUGAAUCUCAAGGGGGUGUGCGGCGGGGAAUGUUCUCCUCCAUCUACUUCAUCGUUCUCACCCUCUUCGGAAACUACACACUCCUCAACGUCUUCUUGGCCAUCGCUGUCGACAACCUGGCAAACGCACAGGAGCUCACUAAGGAUGAAGAAGAACAGGAGGAAGCAGCCAAUAAAAAGCUUGCCCUCCAAAAGGCUAUGGAGGUGAAGGAGGUCAGCCCCAUGUCGGCAGCUAACAUUUCCAUCGCAGCUUUUGUAAACCAAAAUCGAGGUGCUCUCUCUCGCAGCUCGUCCGUCUCCAGCGUUAAUUCACCUAAGGAGCAGCAGAAGUCUAUGAAGAUGAUGUCGGUGUGGGAGCAGCGCACGACGCAGCUGCGCAGGCACAACCUGCGGGCGAGCAGCGAGGCGUUGUACAACGAGCUGGACCCCGAGGACCGGCUGCACCUGUCCUCCGCCCUGCGCAUCCGGCCCGACAUGAAGACCCACCUGGACCGCCCCCUGGUGGUGGAGCCCUGCAGCGGCAGCAACGGCGACAAUCCGGCCGAGGGUGAUCCGGGGGAGGGCGACACUGUGGCACACCCGCGCAAGCACCACCGCCACCGGGAGAGGGCUGCAGAGGACGCCAACGGGACCAGGAACGGGACCGGGAACGGGACCGGGAACGGGACCGGGAACGGGACCGGGAAUGGGACCGGGAACGGGGACGCCAGCGACAACAGGGAUGGGCGGCACCACACCCACCACAGCCGCAGCAAGGAGCACAACGGGUCCCGCGGGAGGGAAGGCCGGGGCGACAGGAGCCGCAGCCGAGAGGGCGAGAAAGAGCACCGGCGUCACCAUGGCCACCGGCAGCCCAAGGAAGGCAAUGGCGUGGCCAGCAACGGCGCCAAGGGAGAGCGCAAGGGGCGGCACCGCGACGGGGCAGGGGGGGGCGCCAGAGGGGAGAACGACGGGAAUGGCGAGCGGAGGAGACACAGACCUCGUGGUGCUAGAGCCCGGUCCACACUAGAGGGCGAUGAGUGCAGGGAGAAUGAGGAAAGGGAAGGCGUCAAGGGUCAGGGCCACAGGGGAAGAAUGACCGAUGGGGAAGGGGACAACAAGGCCACCAGCCCGCAGGUGCCCUCCGAUGGCCAGCAAUUGGCUGGUGACAAGCCAGAAGACUCAGAUAACCAGAAGAACCUGACUCGGACGGGACAGACGGGGGUUGGCACUAAUGCAGUCCACAUCCCAGUCACCAUUACCUCCCCACCUGGAGAGACCACUGUCAUUCCCAUGGCAGUGAACAACUUUGAAUGUGACAACCUCCCGAUGAAUGAGGAGAAGAAGGACCUGGAUGACGAGACCAAGAACGGGCCCCGGCAGAUCCUACCUUACAGCUCCAUGUUUGUGUUUGGCCAGGCCAACCCCGUGCGCCGUCUGUGCCACUACGUGGUGAACUUGCGCUACUUUGAGAUGUGCAUCCUGAUAGUCAUCACGAUGAGCAGCAUUGCCCUGGCUGCGGAAGACCCAGUCCAGGCCAACGCCCCCCGCAACAACGUGCUGAAGUACUUAGAUUAUGUCUUCACGGGCGUGUUCACCUUCGAAAUGGUGAUUAAGAUGAUUGACCUGGGCUUGGUGCUGCACCCAGGGUCCUACUUCCGCGAUCUGUGGAACAUCCUGGAUUUCAUUGUGGUCAGCGGUGCUCUGGUGGCGUUUGCGUGUUCAGGGACCAAAGGAAAAGACAUCAACACCAUUAAGUCUCUCAGGGUUCUCCGUGUGCUGCGACCUCUGAAGACCAUCAAACGGUUGCCCAAACUGAAGGCUGUGUUUGACUGCGUGGUGAACUCCUUGAAGAACGUGCUGAACAUCCUGAUCGUCUAUAUUCUCUUCAUGUUCAUCUUCGCUGUCAUCGCCGUGCAGCUGUUCAAGGGGAAGUUCUUCUACUGCACCGAUGAGUCAAAGGGGCUGCAGAAGGACUGCAAGGGUCACUUCCUGAACUACAACAAGGACGGCGUGACUGCCCAGCUCCGUGAGUGGAAGAAGUAUGAGUUUCACUAUGACAACGUGCUGUGGGCAUUCCUCACCCUAUUCACUGUGUCCACCGGAGAGGGCUGGCCCAUGGUCCUGAAACACUCAGUGGAUUCCACCUAUGAGGACCAGGGUCCUAGUCCCGGGUUUCGCAUGGAGACGUCCAUCUUCUAUGUGGUCUACUUUGUGGUCUUCCCUUUCUUCUUUGUCAACAUCUUUGUGGCCUUGAUCAUCAUCACCUUCCAGGAGCAAGGGGACAAGGCCAUGUCCGAGUGCAGUCUAGAGAAGAACGAGAGAGCGUGCAUUGACUUUGCUAUCAACGCCAAGCCUCUGACACGCUACAUGCCUGAGAACAAGCAGUCCUUCCAAUACAAGAUGUGGAAGUUUGUGGUCUCCCCGCCCUUUGAAUACUCCAUCAUGACCAUGAUCGCCCUCAACACCGUGGUGCUCAUGAUGAAGUUCCAUGGUGCCCCCGAAAUUUAUGAGAACAUGUUGAAGUACCUGAAUAUCGUGUUCACUGCCCUCUUCUCUCUGGAGUGCAUUCUCAAGAUCAUUGCCUUUGGACCACUGAACUACCUGAAAGAAGCCUGGAACGUCUUUGACUUUGUGACAGUGCUGGGAAGUAUAACAGACAUCCUGGUGACGGAGAUUAUAUCAACGGACAAGCUGAUUAACCUGAGCUUCCUGAGGCUUUUCCGGGCAGCGCGGCUCAUCAAGUUGCUGCGGCAGGGCUACACCAUCCGAAUCCUGCUCUGGACCUUCGUGCAGUCCUUCAAGGCCCUGCCUUAUGUGUGCCUGCUGAUUGCUAUGCUGUUCUUCAUCUACGCCAUCAUUGGAAUGCAGGUGUUCGGCAACAUCGAGCUCAAUGAGGAAACAUCCAUCAAUCACCACAACAAUUUCCGCACCUUCCUCCAAGCACUCAUGCUACUGUUCAGGAGUGCCACAGGGGAGGCAUGGCAGGAGAUCAUGCUGUCGUGCCUGAGCCACCGCCCCUGUGACGAGCGAUCUGGCUCCAGUGGGAAGGAGUGCGGGAGUGACUUUGCCUACUUCUACUUCGUCUCCUUCAUCUUCCUUUGCUCCUUCCUGAUGCUGAAUCUGUUUGUGGCCGUCAUCAUGGAUAACUUUGAGUACCUGACCCGGGAUGCCUCCAUACUGGGGCCUCACCACCUGGACGAAUUCAUUCGCGUCUGGGCUGAGUACGACCCCGCUGCUUGUGGGAGGAUUUCCUAUAAGGAUAUGUACAAUCUGUUGCGUGUAAUAUCGCCUCCCCUCGGCUUAGGGAAGAAGUGCCCUAACAGGGUGGCGUACAAGCGGCUGGUGAAGAUGAACAUGCCUAUCGCUGAGGACAACACAGUGCACUUCACCUCCACCCUCAUGGCUCUGAUCCGCACGGCUCUGGAGAUCAAGCUGGCGUCGGGAGUGCUGGCCCAACGUCUCUGCGAUGCCGACCUGAAAAAGGAGAUUGCUAACGUCUGGCCCAACCUGUCCCAAAAGACCAUGGACUUGCUGGUGACCCCACACAAACACAAUGAACUGACAGUUGGGAAGGUGUACGCGGCCCUCAUGAUCUUUGACUACUACAAGCAGAACCGAGCCAAGAAUCUCCAGCAGCAGCAGCCUACAGGUGGAGCCCAGGGAAAGGUUGGGGCCCUCUUCCGGCCCAUGCUCCCAUUGGCUCACAUGCAGGACCAGGAGCCGCUGCUUAGCAACGCCAAACCGCCGCCCACCCAGCCUGAGCCACAACCCCAAUCAGAACCGCCACCCACUGACACCUCUCUGACCAACGGGACCACAGUACAAAGCCAGGACGCCACUGUCAAAGAAUCUCCCUCCAGGGUAGUGGAGAAACCACAGGAAGUACAGCGUCCAAGAAGCAAGCGAACCGUCCAGAGGGGCCAGUCAGAGGACAUCCCCAGCACUACCAAAGCUAAGGAGUCUGUGGAGAUGAAGAACAUGGAGGACAGUACUGAUGUUGGGGGUCACCCUGGUCUGGAGAGCCAGGGAAGAGCUGCCUCCAUGCCUAGACUCAAUGCAGAGUUUCAGCGAAGCCACUGUCGAUACGCCCCGGGAACGUACCUCUCACCAAUACCUGACGCUAGUCCAAUGAGGCGCUCCAUCUCCACCCUGGCCCCACAGCGCCCCCAGGAGGUGAACCUGCGGGACUACGCCCUGGAGCGGCCGGCUCUGGAGAAGCCCCACCACCAUCACCACCACCACCACCGCUGCCACCGUCGCAGGGACAGGGAGAAGAAGCAGCGAUCGCUGGAUCAGCCGACCAGCCGCCAGCCGUCCACCACAGCAGGUACACCAGGUGACCCCCCUGUGGAGUCCACGUUCCGGGAGCGGGCGUAUGACCGCGGUCGGUCACACGAGAGGAAGCACCAUUCCGCGUCGUCAGAGAAGAAGCAGCGGUACUACUCCUGUGACCGCUAUGGCAGCCGGGAGCACUUCCACACCAAGCCCACCUCCGCCAGCUGCGCCGUGUCACCCAGCGAGUCCCAGGAGCCCGGAUUCAGCAAGCAGGGCAGUGGUUCCGCUAAGGGGAGCCCCGUGAUGCUGACCUCAGGGGCGAGCACACCCUGCCGAGGGCGACGGCAGCUGCCCCAGACCCCCCUCACCCCCCGCCCCGGUGUGGCCUACAGGACCGCUAACUCUUCCCCCGUGCAGUCGGGUGUCGCCCGAGCCGGCCCGCCCACUCUGAGUACCGGCAGGCUGAGCCGCGGCCUGUCUGAGCACAACGCCCUCCUGUGGGGCGAGGUGGGCGACUCUGACUCGCCCGUGCCCAUCACCCGCAUCGGCUCUGACCCAAGCCUGGGCCACCACGACCCACAGGACAGGGGUUCAUACUGCGGCCUCUCAGAGGAGGGGGACGUUUUUCAGGAUGCACUGAGCUCCCAGGCCGGACGCUCCCCACGGACCGCCGCCCCCCAGGGGACUGCUCUCCCGCCCCCUCCAUCCCAGCAGGGCCGGGGUGUCCCCAAUGGGUAUCAUUUCGCCCUGGGUGUCAAUGCUGGCCCUGGAUCCAGCACCACAGGGCGUGGCAGCCAACGGGAGGCUGAGGAGGAUGAAUGGUGCUAGCAUGGCUUUAACAGACAGACAGGACUCACACACACGCAUACAUGCACGCACGCACGCACACUCACACACACA